CCAAUGGACGCAUUACCUAUCGUCGCUGUGGACGGGGUCGAGGGUAUCGCGUAGUAGCGAGGCGCUUUUCUAUCAUGGCGAAUCCGAGGAAAUUUAGCGAAAAGAUCGCUUUGCACAAUCAGAAACAAGCUGAAGAAACGGCGGCGUUCGAGCAGAUCAUGCGUGAAGUGAUGGGGGCAACCCGAACCCUGUCACAGCUCGGGAAUUGGACCAGAUGUACCGUGACUGUUCCACACGAGUUGAUGGCUUUGGGCAGGAGAUCAUGGGUAUGCAGGACUUGAACAGCAUGGCCAUGGAUGGAAUGAAUAUGAAGGGCUACUGGGACCCAAAGGGAGGAGGGGGAGGUGACUGCUAUGGGAACAGCCUUUCCAGUAUGGGAUGUGGAAUUUCAACCCAGCAGCAGCAUCAGCAGCACCGACCAAAAUCCUGUGAUGUCCCUGGAAUCAAUAUUUACCUGCCCCAAGACGAGAGUGGGGACGGGACAGCGUUGGCAUCCAGUCCCGGUGCAGCCGGUGGGCCUCCUCAGGGUGCAGGGGGACCCAACGCAGGAAGCCUUCAGGCACCCCCCAUGGGCAACGGCAAUACGGGAUCGCUGCCCGACCUGACCAGCCUGCACUUCCCACCACCUCUGGCGACCCCGCUUGACCCCUCGGAGGAGCUUGCUCAUCAGCAGCAGGGAGCCAGCCCGGGGCCGCCGUCCCUGCCGCCCCUACAUCCCGGUCAGAGCCCUGCCUCUGCGGCGCUUGACAGUUCCCCAGGCUCCCCACGUGGCUGCACCAGCCCAUCGGGGGGCCGGCACGCAAGCCCUGGCCCUGCGCCGUCGCCGUCGUCGCGGCGCCGGGCGCACCAUAAUUCAACCAGCAUGGUGCUGGGAUCCGGCGGUCGUCUGCAUGGCCCCAGUGGGCAGCAAUCUGCCACGGUGGGGGCACCCCCUGGGCAAGUACGUGCACACUCCCCCCUGCACCGUCGACACCACCGACCCCACCCACCCCGGAUCACCGUUGAGGGCCUUACCAUGGACACGAACGCACUUUCCUUGGAUGGAUAUGGGGGUAGUUCCCAGCAGGCACAGCAGCAGCAGCAGCGUCAGCAGCAACAUCAGCAGCAGCAACAGCAUCAGCAACAGCAUCAACAGCAGCAGCAUCAGCAACAUCAGCAGCAGCAACAUCAGCAGCAGCAACAUCAGCAACAUCAGCAGCAGCAACAUCAGCAGCAGCUGGGCUACUACCAACCGCAUUCACCACAGGUUCUCGGACAGAAUCCCGGAUCUCCUCUGGGUUAUCCCCCCUCAUCACCUACCCUAUCCCAAUGACCCUCCACACCUUGGGUCCUAAAGGGAGGUAGCAGCAGCUGCAAGCUUGGCGCAGGCCCUGAAGGAAAUACGUUAAAACCGAAAAACUGACCACUGAACUCAGUGUCAAUGGGACACCAAUACAUGGGAACACGUAGUGGGUUUUAAAAACAAUAAAAGGAGGAAUCGCAUGUUUGCUA
Messenger RNA from Rhipicephalus sanguineus (brown dog tick), 1491 nucleotides. RefSeq names its product CREB-regulated transcription coactivator 1. Gene Ontology annotation, cellular component: cytoplasm; nucleus. Gene Ontology annotation, biological process: positive regulation of transcription by RNA polymerase II; protein homotetramerization. Gene Ontology annotation, molecular function: cAMP response element binding protein binding. NCBI's taxonomy places the organism in Eukaryota, Metazoa, Arthropoda, Arachnida, Ixodida, Ixodidae. The record is from RefSeq and is a predicted model, not a curated record.